AUGCCAGGUGGUCCUGAGGAUGGUACUGUUAUCCGCAGUUUUGGUGGUCACGUGGCUGCAUAUAUUUGGGGCGGGCAGGAGCGUAAUGUUUUGCGUUGUUUGAGCAGGACACAGUUGUGUUCUGCAUUGGUUACCUGGCGAGGUCAUCUUGCACAGGAGCAUCUGAAAUUUAUUGACGCUAGUGGUUUGUCUCACUUACUAGGGAUCAUGUUUAGGCGUUUUGACUGGCCGCUGAUUUUUGCGUUUGUAGAGAGAUGGCAGCCAGAUAUAAACACGUUUCAUAUGCCAUUUGGGGAGAUCACAAUCAUGCUACACGAUGUGUACCAUAUUCUUGGGCUUCGUGUUGAUGGUUCCAUGGUUUCCACUUCUCCCAGCACGGACGUCAUACGGGACGCGUGCUCGAUUACCAUGGACAUGAUUGCGGAAGAGCUGAACGAGAAGUGCGAUACGAAAACCGUUUGGCAGGGUAGUAGGGUGCUGACCGAGAGGAUUAUGGACUCGACCUUGGAGGCGCAGAGGCCCUUCAGUGUCCAUUACGGUGCGUACAUGUGGUUAGUGCUGGGCGGAUGUCUGUUUUUGGACAAGAGUGGUAACCGUACUCAUCCGUCCUUCCUCAAUGAGCUUGUUGUUCAUGAUCUUCCGAUCAAUGAGUACUCUUAG
This is a messenger RNA of Chenopodium quinoa (quinoa), 660 nucleotides long. Its product is annotated as protein MAIN-LIKE 1-like. Gene Ontology annotation, biological process: meristem maintenance; meristem development. The record is from RefSeq and is a predicted model, not a curated record. Lineage: Eukaryota; Viridiplantae; Streptophyta; Magnoliopsida; Caryophyllales; Amaranthaceae. The coding region runs from base 1 to 660 and encodes 219 amino acids. The transcript has a single exon.